Messenger RNA from Antechinus flavipes (yellow-footed antechinus), 5618 nucleotides. Its product is annotated as 26S proteasome non-ATPase regulatory subunit 5-like. Gene Ontology annotation, cellular component: cytosol. Gene Ontology annotation, biological process: proteasome assembly. NCBI's taxonomy places the organism in Eukaryota, Metazoa, Chordata, Mammalia, Dasyuromorphia, Dasyuridae. The record is from RefSeq and is a predicted model, not a curated record.
ACACACACACACACACACACACACACACAUUUUCACUAAAGAAUGUGAUAGCAAAAACGAAACAAAAAAACACAAAGAUGAGUGAAGCCAAGAUGGUGGAGAAAGCACACAUGACUUUUUAAGCUCCUCUCAUACCCUCAUGACCAAUUAUUAAAUUCAGCCUCAAAAAUAGUGCUUGACUGGUAAAAUUCACAAAGAUUAGAAGUACAAUAAUUUACCAGUAGAAGAUAAUCUGUAAAACUGCCAGAAAAGGUUUUUCUUAAGGGGUGGAAACAGACCAGGGAUAGAGAAUUAGAGGGUAGCAUAUUGAGCAGACCAUGUGGGAGUGGCUUCCAUGGUUAGAAAACUUACAGAGACUAUUCUGUCAUAGGCUGACUGCUCUUCUCUGCUUGAAAAGAAGCAGACCAGUGGAGAAAUUAAAGCCAAAGGUAGAGGAUACUCUAAAAAACACGAGAACCUAUACUCACCCAAAACCAGAAGUGACUCAGCAUAGACCACAGCACAGCUGCACAGCUGCAUUCUGCAGCACAGGUUGGGCCAGCCUCUAAUCUGCACAGUGGGGGGACUUGGCCUGAGGCAAUAGAACUUCCGCAGGGCCACUUUGCUUCCCUGGGGAGAGACAAUUCCAGUCUGUACAGGGCUAUUCCCUGGUCAGCUGCUAAUACCCACAGUUCCACAACAAGCUUUGGUUUGGAGUAGUGACACUUUCACUGCUCAGGCUCUAACCCCAGGGCGGUUGCUAAUCCAUACAAUGGAGCUAUUCAUUGCGUACUUCCAUAGCUAGUCCUGUGCUACCUAGGCCUAAUCACUUCUGGUGGGGAACUUUUUCCCAAAGCACUCCCACACCUAUCUGCUCUUUGCAGCCUGUUGACAGGACAGCUACUGUCCAUACACCUAUGCCUAUUCUGCAGAGAAAGCUGGUAACCUACUUGCCCUGAAGGCAGACCCUACAGGCUUUAAAAAAAAAGAAAGAAUAAAAAAAUCAAAAGGACGAUUGAUAGCUUCUAUACAGAAAGAGAGCAGGUUUUCAACCCUGAGGAGACUAGUAACAGACAGUUUCCAGACAAAAUCACAAAGGAGGAUGUAACCUGGUUCCCAUUACACAAAUCUCUCCUAGAAGAGACUAUUAAAAAUCUUAAAAGAGAGCUAGAAGAAAAAUGGGGAAAGGAAACAGAAGCUAUACAAGAAAGUAUACAAAGAAGUAAGUAGUUACUGAAAUGUGAAUUGGAAAAGGUAAAGAACUUCCAGGUAGUGCAGGAAAAUAGAAUUUGUGAAUUAGAAAAGGUAAAAAAAAUCCCAGGAAAGUAGGGUUUGUGAAUUGGAAAAGAUAAAGAACUCCUAAGAAGGUAGGAUUUGUGCACUGGAAAAAGAAAAUAAUUCACUAAAAAAAAAAAAAAAUAGUGAAAUGUAAAAAAAAAAUCCAUAGAGCAAAACAAUUCAUUUAAAAACUCAGUUGGCUGGAAAGAUGGCGGCACAGGUAGUAGAUCUGCUGCGGGAAGUGGCGAGGCUGGGGGCGCCGAUGGAAGAGCUCCGGGCGUUGCAGGCUGCCCUACAGGCUGUGCCUCUUACCUCGCUUCGGGAACAGGCAGCUGAGCUCCGACUUGGGCCUCUUUUCUCGAUACUCAACGCGAAUCAGCGAUAUUGAAACUGAGAUAAACAGAUAAAGGAGCAGACUACCUUGUGUGUAUCCAUUCUGGAGAGAUUUCUCCAAGCUAUGGAACCAGUCUACGUGGCCCGAAACCUUAGGGAUGAACUGCAUAGGGGACUAUCUCACCCUGAUGAUGCUGUGGUAAUCCUCACUCUGUCCCAGGUUGGAAGAAUUGUAGAAAAUUCAGAGGCUGUUACUGAGAUUCUCAAUAGUCCUGAAUUACUGAAGGAAAUUAUUUAUUGCAUUGGUGCAGAAAAAUUGUCUAUAGCAAAAAUGGCUAUCAAGUCACUAUCAAGAAUAUCCCUAACUCAAAUAGGAUUGGAGUCUUUAUUUGAAAGCAGCCUACUAGAUGACUUGAAAAAUGUAAUGCAAACAAGUGACAUUGUACGAUACAGGGUCUAUGAGCUGAUUGUGGAGAUUGCCUCUGUGUCACCAGAAUCCUUAAAAUACUGUACCAACAGCGGAUUGGUAACCCAGCUCAUUAGAGAGCUGACUGGUGAUGAUGUGCUAGUCAGAGCCACCUGUAUAGAAAUGGUGACAUCACUGGCAUACUCUCAUCAUGGACGACAGUACCUAUCCCAAGAAGGAAUAAUUGAUCAAAUUUCUAAUAUCAUUGUUGGGGCUUCAGAUCCUUUCUCCAGUUUUUAUUUGCCAGGAUUUGUCAAAUUUUUUGGCAACUUGGCAAUAGUGGAUAGCCCUCAGCAGAUCUGUGAAGGAUACCCAAUCUUUAUAGAAAAAGUCUUUGAAAUGGCUGAAGGUCAGGACCCCACCAUGAUAGGAGUGGCAGUAGACACCCUAGGGAUCCUGGGCUCAAAUGUGGAAGGAAAACAGGUUUUACAAAAAACAGGGAGUCGAUUUGAACACCUGCUAAAGAGAAUAGGACACCAAGCAAAGAAUGCUUCAACAGAACUUAAAAUUAGGUGUUUGGAUGCAAUUUCAUCUCUUCUUCAUUUACCACAUGAUCAACAGACUGACGAUCUCCUAAGAAUGACAGAAUUCUGGUUCUCGUCUUUAACUUGGGAACCAUUGGAACAUUUUAGGGGAAUCAGCACCCAACCUUUUCCUGAGCUGCAUUGUGCUGCAUUAAAAGUGUUCACAGCCAUUGCAAACCAACCCUGGGCUCAGAGACUUAUGUUUAAUAGCCCAGGUUUUGUGGAAUAUGUUGUGGAUCGUUCUGUGGAACAUGAUAAAGCUUCAAAAGAUGCCAAAUAUGAACUAGUGAAAGCCCUUGCAAACUCGAAAACAAUUGCAGAAAUCUUUGGAAACCAGUAUUAUUUAAGACUGAAAGCUUACCUGAGUGAAGGCCCAUACUUUGUGAAGUCUGUUUCAACUACAGCUGUGGAAGGAGCAGAAUGAGUUCCACAAAAUUGAAUUUAGGGGACCAAUCUUGAUGACCAAAACAUCUUCCAAAGACCUUUGGGUUUGUUUUAUUUUGUUUUGAGGAGGGAGGGAUUUGUAUUUAAUGUAACAAAACAGAAAAUACUUCUAGCUAUAAUUGCACUUUUAAAAAAAUUAUCAUGGUAUGUUUAAGAUAGACUUGACAACUAUGCAUUUGUUGUUGUUGUAUUUUAAGUACAUUGUGGAAUGGGUUUGGAGCUCUUUGAUUGCAAAAAGAAAAUCUUUCGCCUUACAGGGGACUGGCCAUUAUUUGAACUAAGUAUUUUUCUGCUUCCUAAAUACACAUGAUCUUGCCAAAACUGAAUAUAAUUUAAAAAAAUUAGCCACAAAUGCUGGAAUUCUUUGACCUAGAAAUACCUAAGUAGAAAAUGCUCCCUGACACAAAUAGUGCUUUAUUCAAAAAAAAAAAAAAAGCAAAUUAAAUUAGGAAUUUUUGUCUAUUCUUGGCAUAUCUUUUUGUUCUUUAUUCCACUACCUCUUCCCUAUUGGAUGUGCAACUUCUUUAGAUCAUAAAGCAAUAUGGACCCCUAAAAUUAUGUGUUCUCAUCUUUAUAAUGCAAGUAAACCAUUAUUAAUAAGGUCUCUUUGGUGAGCUUUUGAGAUGAGUUUUUAUAAUUGUCCUUUCUAAGAAAAUAAGACAUUCUGUGACUUAAGGAAAAUCCAGGGGGAAAAACUUCCAAUUUGAAAUCUUGUUUUGAUAACUCUUUGCAGUAAUUAAUGAUUUGCAUCUAUUCUGUUUUUAUAAUUGUGACUCUUUCCCCUUCUUUCUCUUACUGCAUUUGAUUAAAAAACUCUCCCUGGCAAUAUCUGCUGAAGAUGUGUUCUUACUCUACACCUUCUGUUUCCUACAGAGUACUAGAAUUCAUUGAAUGUUAAAAUUUGAAGUGAUCUGGCACUCAGUAUUUCUCUAUAGGUACUAGGCUUGAGUUAAUACAAACAGGAUGUUAAACUUAGAAGAGACCUUUCUACAGCUAAUAACUACUAAUAUUUCCCUAUCAUCAUUAACCAGUCACCUCUUUAGUACCUUGCAGUGGCCUAAAUCAAAGGGCUUAGCAUCAGUUUGGUAAAGAUGGGUUUUGGAAUUGUAGGAUUUUUGUGCUGGAAGGAACUUUUGGGAUCUUGUGGUUUUAUCCAUGAGGAAAUUGAGGCCUAGAGAAGGGAAGUAACUUGCCCCCAAGGACAUACAAUGAGUUGGUAGCAACACUGUCAUUAGAACUCAGGUCUCUUGACUGCCCAGCUGGUUCUCUUUCCAUCUCUGUUACUUCUGUAACACAUCAGUACAACUAAUGACUUGCUUUUUCAUACAUUAAUGUUUUGAAAUGAGUUUUUCCGAAUAAAUUUGGUGACUGUUCUAUCCAAGAAAACUAUAAAAUAUUAAGCAGUGCAUUAUGCAUUGAAAUAUACAAAAGCAAAAAUGCUUUCAAAGAGCUGACUUUUUCUUAAAGGAAACAGCAUGUAUUUACAAAUAUAUACAUUGUAUGUAUGUAAAAUACAUAAUACAUUGUAAUUUCUUAAGGAGAAGCAUUAACACUUGGAAGGUUCAGGAAAGGUAUCAUAGGAAAGAGGCCAUUUGAAUAGCUAUGCUUUAAAGGGAGUUAGGAAUUCUAAGAGGCAGACAUAAUGGUCAAAUAUAAUAAUAUUUUUAAAGUGCUUUGCAAAUUUUAAAACUAUAUUUAAAUAUUAGCUAUUAUUGUUAUUACCAGAAAAGAAACAUACUUCUAAACCAAUAACAUGACUAUAUUUGAUCCUCAAAAAAAUCCUGGGAGAUAGGUGCUAUUAUUAUUAGAUAAGGAAACUGAAGAAGAGAUUAAAUGACUAGUCUAGAAGUCACACAUCUGUUAAGUGUUUGAGACCAGAUUUAAAGUAAGAACUACUCUCCAAAUUCAUCCACUUGCCACCUUGCUGCCUCUGGUAAAGUAAUAGUGAUAAUUUGGAAAGCAAGUUGCAUAGAGAAGAAUAUGAUUCGGUUUCAAGAAUUUGAGAGCAAGGUCUGUUGAAUUAAAAGACAUUCAGAUCCUAAAAUGAUAUUUUGAAAUUGCUGAAGCAGCAGUGUAUGCAAAAUCCAUCCCAUGUUCCCUUUUUAAUCUCAUAUUAAAAUUCCAUUUAAAAAAAAAAAAAACUCAGUUGGACAUAUACAAAAAGAAGUAAAAAAAGCUAAUGAAGAAAAUAACUCAUUAAAAAUCAGAACUGAACAAAUAGAAGUGAAUGAUUCAUUAAGACAUCAAGAAUCACCCAAGCAAAACCAAAAAAAAAAAAAAAGAAAGAAAGAAAAAUUAGAAAAAAUGUUAAAUAUCUACUUGGAAAAACAACAGACCUGGAAAAUAGAUCUAGGAGAGAUAAUCUGAGGAUUAUUGGACUUCCUGAAAAUUAUGAUGAAAAAAAGAGCCUAGAUACUAUUUUAGAGGAAAUUAUCAAAGAGAACUGCCCAGAUGUAUUAGAAUCAGAAGGUAAAAUAGGCAAUGAAAGAAUUCAUCAAACACCUUCUGAAAAAGACUCUAAAGUAAAAACUCCAAGGAAUAUUGUAUCCAAAUUUCAGAACUAUCAGACUAGGAAAAAAUAUUAUAAGCAGCCA